Molecule: messenger RNA, 1340 nt
Organism: Salvia miltiorrhiza (redroot sage)
Lineage: Eukaryota; Viridiplantae; Streptophyta; Magnoliopsida; Lamiales; Lamiaceae
Exons: 5
Coding region: 274-918 (214 amino acids)
Biological process (GO): 7-methylguanosine cap hypermethylation; 7-methylguanosine RNA capping
Cellular component (GO): nucleus
Molecular function (GO): RNA cap trimethylguanosine synthase activity
Source: RefSeq, a predicted model, not a curated record
AAUAAAAAAAAAAUACCUUAAAUAUACAGAAUGCCCAAUUUUUUUUUCUCGAGGCCUGCAUACACAAAACAUUAGAUCCCAAAUCAUUAAUUCCUAACAAAAUGAUUCUUGUGAGUAUAUAAAUAUUGGUAAGACCAAAAAAAAAAAACUUUGGUUAAGUAACAAAAGUAUGGAAUUUGGGGGGGAAAACUGAGAAGAGGAGAAAGCGGAGAAGCUUCAACUCCGGCCACCGGAGUUAGAACAGAAAAAUAAAAUCCCGGCCACCGGAGUAGAAUGGCUACAGCCAAAGGUUCCUCCAUCGUUUUGCCCCGUACAAGAAAACAGCGCAAACGUGUCAAACGAAAAGUGAAAAUCAGGGAGAAGUGGAAAGCCAUGAAGACGAAGAAGCUCAAAGAGAAAGCAAAUGUUACUCCACUCGUGACCAAGUACUGGCUCCAAAGAUAUGAUCUCUUCUCCAAAUACGAUGCGGGGAUCAAAAUGGAUGAAGAGGGGUGGUUCUCCGUCACGCCGGAGGAAAUCGCCGCCCGCCAGGCCCGCCGCUUCGCCGGUGCCGGUGUUGUCAUUGAUGCUUUCGCCGGCGUUGGAGGAAACGCCAUUCAGUUUGCCAAAGUUAUUGUCAGGUGCCAUCAUGUUGUUGCCAUUGAAAUUGACCCGAAGAAGGUUGCCCUGGCAUUUCAUAAUGCUAAGAUUUAUGGUGUUCAAGAUCAAAUAGAUUUCAUAGUGGGAGACUUUUUCCAGCUUGCACCUUUCUUGAAGGGAGACGUUGUCUUUCUUUCACCACCUUGGGGCGGCCCCUCAUAUAAAGCAAAAGAAAAUUUUACAUUGGACUUAUUGAAGCCAAAAGACGGUCUUACUCAUCAUGGUUAUAAUUCAGAGCAGCCAUUCUUUGUUUCAAGCUGCCCAGGCGAUAACACCUAAUAUCGUCAUGUUCUUGCCUCGAAAUGUUGAUGUGCUCCAAGCAAGUGAGCUGUCAUGGCUGUCUUCUCCUCCACUAGAUAUCGAGGUACCUUCUCAUAAAAUGCAUUAGAUCCCAGUAUGUGGAAUCUUAAAUAUUUAUUCUAAAAAUUCUUCUCUUUGAAGAUGGAAGAGAAUUUAGUCCGUGGAAGGUUGAAGGGAAUUACAGUGUAUUUUAGGGACACAAUGCUGUGUGCGUAGCCACCAUUUGUGAUGUUCCUUGUCGUAGGGUUAACUUCGUUUCAAGUAGUAGUAAAGAACAUGUGCAUGCAAUAUGCCUUGUUCGAUUUUGGUGAAUUUGUAAUAAUUGUUUUUAGACAUAAAUUAUAUUUUGUCCGAACCAUCGUUGAAAAAUUAUAUAGUGAGAGAUUUUGAUUAUCCGUCAA